Messenger RNA from Prinia subflava (tawny-flanked prinia), 582 nucleotides. RefSeq names its product protein FAM219A-like. Lineage: Eukaryota; Metazoa; Chordata; Aves; Passeriformes; Cisticolidae. The record is from RefSeq and is a predicted model, not a curated record. The coding region runs from base 1 to 582 and encodes 193 amino acids. The transcript is spliced from 5 exons.
AUGGUGGAGAGCACAUGGCACGAGAGGCACUCACCCAAGAUGGCACUCGUCACAUGGUGUGGGAGGUACCCGCUCAAGAUGGCGGAGCACACAGUCCAGAAGCCGGAAGAGAAGCCAGCAGCCCUGCCGCUGGAGCCGACCCAGUGCCGCCUGAGGCAUGAGCAUGGCCACCCGUCGCCACCAAUAAACCAGAAGCAGAGGCAGCUGGCUCAGAAGGGGUCCCUGAAGAACAGCAACAUGGGAAGCCCAGUUAAUCAGCAGCCCAAGAAGGUGAUGGCACGAACAAGGUUCGUCAUUCCCAAUAAAGGCUAUUCAUCAUUAGAUCAGAGUCCAGAUGAAAAGCCACUGGUAGCCCUGGAUACUGACAGUGAUGAUGACUUUGACAUGUCCAGAUAUUCCUCCUCAGGAUACUCAUCAGCUGAGCAGAUCAACCAAGACUUGAACAUCCAGCUCCUAAAGGAUGGGUACCGGUUAGAUGAGAUCCCAGAUGAUGAGGACCUUGACCUAAUUCCCCCUAAAUCCAUCAACCCUACGUGCAUGUGUUGCCAAGUCACCUCCUCCACCGCCUGUCACAUCCAGUGA